CAGCCCUGCUUCACCCGAAAAUAAUGACAGCUGUGAUGACAGACAUAGUUGGCGUUUAAUUCCCGUUUUAUUUUUAUUUAAAAAACUAAGAACCCGGGAUGAGUUACACCGAAAAGCAUGAUGUCGUUUCGAAGGACGAGUGGAUGGCCCUGAUCGAGGAGAACGAAAUCGGCCGUUCCCAAAUGAACAAACUCAUCAUGAACUAUCUAGUGACAGAAGGCUUCAAAGAGGCCGCCGAGAAGUUCCAGCAGGAAUCCGGGGUCGCGCCCGCCGUAGAUCUGCACUCCCUCGACGACCGGAUCAGCAUUAGGGACGCUAUCAUGAACGGCAGGAUCCAGGAGGCCACGGCACUAAUAAACCAGCUCCACCCCGAGCUGUUGGAUAACGACAGAUAUUUGUACUUUCACUUGCAGCUGCAUUUAAUCGAGCUAAUCAGGAGUAAUCGGGUGGAGGAGGCACUGGCGUUCGCGCAGAGCCAUUUGAGCGAGGCGGGCGAGGACGAUCCUUCGGUUUUGCAAGAGUUGGAGAGGACGGUGGCGCUGCUGGCUUUCGAGGACCCCUUGAAUAGUCCUUUCGGGGAUUUAUUGGCGCCGUCUCACAGGCAGAAGAUUGCGAGUGAGGUUAACGCCGCCAUUUUGAAAAUGGAACACCAAGAAACAACGGCUUCAAAAAUUUCAACUCUACUUAAACUCGUGCUUUGGGCGCAAGACAAACUGAACAAAAAGAAUAUCAAAUAUCCAAAAAUGACUGAUCUAGCUUCUGCUACAAUCGAGGAUCCAAAGUAACUCCGUUUUAACAGUUUUAAGUGUGUUAGAUUAGAGUAGUAAAUUAUUGUUAUUAAAUUUAAAUAGUCAUCUUUAAAUAAUUCUA
Zophobas morio is the source of this 870-nucleotide messenger RNA. It is a transcript of the gene Hou, whose product is annotated as glucose-induced degradation protein 8 homolog. Gene Ontology annotation, biological process: proteasome-mediated ubiquitin-dependent protein catabolic process. The record is from RefSeq and is a predicted model, not a curated record. Gene Ontology annotation, molecular function: protein binding. The transcript is spliced from 4 exons. The coding region runs from base 99 to 785 and encodes 228 amino acids. Gene Ontology annotation, cellular component: cytoplasm; nucleus. Lineage: Eukaryota; Metazoa; Arthropoda; Insecta; Coleoptera; Tenebrionidae.